ACAGCUUCGGAGUCAGUUACUGGCAGCGUAGUGCCGUGUUGGCACGGCCCGGUAUUGUUCCCUAGCAGAUCUUCAGACCGCUUCUUCCCACAACUGCGGGGUCUUCCUGCAAACAUGUCUGACGGCGGAGGCACGGAGGAGAACUCCAGCGCCAUGGAGGUGUCGGCCGUGCACACGGUGGCGGACACGUCGGUGCUGCAGAAACACAUCAGGAAGCUGGUGCCGCUGCUGCUGGAAGAUGGCGGCGAGGCGCCGGCCUCCCUGGAGACCGCCCUGGAGGAGAAGAGCUCCGUGGAGCAGAUGAAGAAGUUCCUCUCCGACCCCCAGAUCCACACGGUUCUGGUGGAGAGAAGCGCCCUCAAAGAGGAUGUUGGAGAUGAAGGAGAGGAGGAGAAAGAGUGUAUCACCUACAAUGUCAGCAUUGACAUACACUAUGGGCUCAAAUCUAACAGCUUGGCUUUGAUCAAAAGGACAGGAGUCAUUGAUGCAGACAAACCCAUAUCUACUCAAGUUCGAGUGCUGACCCUGAGUGAGGAUUCUCCCUACGAGACCCUUCACUCUUUCAUCAGCAAUGCUGUGUCUCCUUUCUUCAAGUCCUACAUCCGCGAGUCUGGAAAAGCAGAUAGAGAUGGGGAUAAGAUGGCGCCCUCUGUUGAAAAAAAGAUUGCCGAGCUGGAGAUGGGCCUACUCCACCUUCAGCAGAACAUUGAGAUUCCUGAGAUCAGCCUGCCCAUCCAUCCCAACAUUACAAACAUCGCCAAGCAAUGCUAUGAGCGUGGGGAGAAGCCGAAGGUCACUGACUUCGGUGACAAAGGGGAAGAUCCAACCUUCCUCAACCAACUGCAAUCCGGAGUUAACCGUUGGAUCAGAGAGAUCCAAAAGGUGACUAAGCUCGACCGUGACCCGGCCUCAGGCACAGCUCUGCAGGAGAUCAGCUUCUGGCUGAAUCUGGAGAGAGCCCUCAAUAGGAUCCAAGAGAAGAGGGAGAGCCCCGAGGUCCUGCUCACACUGGACAUCCUCAAACAUGGCAAACGUUUCCAUGCUACCGUCAGCUUCGACACAGACACUGGUCUCAAACAGGCAGUGGAAACAGUUAAUGACUACAAUCCUUUGAUGAAGGACUUUCCUCUCAAUGACCUGCUUUCUGCCUCUGAGCUUGAUAAGAUCCGCCAAGCCCUAAUGGCCAUAUUUACUCACAUGAAGAAGAUAAGAAACACCAAAUAUCCCAUCCAGAGAUCACUGCGACUGGUGGAGGCCAUCUCCAGGGACCUGAGCUCCCAGCUCCUCAAGGUGCUGGGCACCAGGAAGCUCAUGCACGUUGCCUAUGAGGAAUUUGAAAAGGUGAUGGUGGCUUGCUUUGAAGUAUUCCAGACAUGGGAGGACGAGUAUGAGAAGCUGCAGGUGCUUCUGAGGGACAUUGUGAAGCGGAAGAGGGAGGAGAACUUGAAAAUGGUGUGGCGCCUGAGCCCUGCACACAGGAAGCUCCAGUCUCGCCUGGACCACAUGAGGCGUUUCAGACGGCAGCACGAGCAGCUGAGGGCUGUCAUCGUUCGUGUGCUUCGGCCUCAGAUAUCAGCGGUGCCACAGCACGCUCCCGGAGAAACAGUUGAGCCUGAAGAUAUGAAGGUAGCUGGAGUUCUCCUCGACGCUGCUGAUGCCAACGCUAUUGAAGAGGUCAACCUGGCAUACGAGAACGUCAAAGAGGUGGACGGCCUGGAUGUGUCUAAAGAAGGAAUAGAAGCCUGGGAAGCUGCCAUGAAGCGCUACGACGAGCGCAUCGACCGCGUGGAGACCCGCAUCACUGCCCGCCUGCGUGAUCAGCUCGGAACAGCCAAAAACGCCAACGAAAUGUUCCGCAUAUUCUCCCGCUUCAACGCUCUCUUUGUUCGUCCCCACAUUCGUGGUGCCAUCCGGGAGUACCAGACACAGCUCAUCCAGCGUGUGAAAGAUGACAUCGAGUCACUGCACGACAAGUUUAAAGUGCAGUAUCCACAGAGCCAGGCCUGCAAGAUGAGCCACGUCCGCGACCUGCCGCCCGUGUCCGGCUCCAUCAUCUGGGCCAAGCAGAUCGACCGACAGCUGACUGCUUACAUGAAGAGGGUGGAAGAUGUUCUCGGAAAAGGAUGGGAGAACCACGUUGAGGGGCUGAAGCUGAAGCAGGAUGGAGACAGUUUCAGGGCUAAACUCAAUACUCAGGAGAUAUUUGAUGACUGGGCUCGCAAGGUGCAGCAGCGUAACCUGGGAGUGUCCGGCCGGAUCUUCACCAUAGAAAGCACCCGUGCUCGUGGAAGAACAGGAAACCUGCUGAAGCUGAAGGUCAACUUCCUCCCGGAGAUCAUCACCUUAUCCAAAGAGGUCCGCAACCUGAAAUGGCUCAGCUUCCGUGUUCCUUUGGCCAUCGUCAACAAAGCCCACCAGGCCAACCAGCUGUACCCGUUCGCCAUCUCUUUGAUUGAAAGUGUGCGCACCUAUGAGCGUACCUGUGAAAAAGUGGAGGAGAGGUCAUCCAUCUCUCUGCUUGUUGCUGGGCUCAAGAAGGAGGUGCAAGUUCUCAUCACCGAGGGCAUCACUCUGGUCUGGGAGUCCUACAAGCUGGAUCCCUACGUACAGAGGCUGGCGGAGACCGUCUUCAACUUCCAGGAGAAGGUGGAUGAUCUUUUGCUGAUUGAGGAGAAGAUAGAUCUGGAGGUCCGCUCUCUGGAAACCUGCAUGUUUGACCACAAAACCUUCUCCGACAUCCUCAGCCGCAUCCAGAAAGCUGUGGACGACCUCAACCUGCAUUCUUACUCCAACUUACCCAUUUGGGUCAACAAGCUUGACAUCGAGAUUGAACGCAUACUUGGAGUGCGUCUUCAGGCUGGCCUUAAGGCCUGGACCCAGGUGCUCCGUGGGCAGGUAGAAGACAAAGCUGAUGUGGACAUGGACACAGAGGCUCCACAAGUCGGCCACAAACCUGGAGGAGACCCCAAGAUCAAGAACAUUGUCCAUGAGCUGAGGAUUACUAACCAGGUGAUCUACUUAAAUCCACCAAUUGAAGACUGCCGCUACAAGCUCUACCAGGAGAUGUUUGCUUGGAAGACGAUCAUCCUUUCUCUGCCCAGGAUCCAGAGCCAGCGUUAUCAGGUGGGUGUCCACUACGAGCUUUCAGAGGAGGAGAAGUUCUACCGUAAUGCUUUGACCAGGAUGCAAGAUGGUCCAGCAGCCUUGGAGGAAGCCUACAAUGCUGUCGAGGACAUCGUCAGUGAGGUGGAACAGUACGUCAAAGUAUGGCUGCAAUACCAGUGUCUCUGGGACAUGCAAGCUGAAAACAUCUACAAUCGUCUCGGCGAAGACCUCACCAAGUGGCAGGCGUUGCUGGUUCAGAUCCGCAAAGCACGUGGAACCUUCGACAAUGCUGAGACUCGCAAAGACUUUGGACCUGUGAUCAUUGACUAUGGCAAGGUUCAGUCUAAAGUGAACUUGAAGUACGAUUCCUGGCACAAAGAAGUCCUCAGCAAAUUUGGCCAGAUGCUCGGCAACAACAUGCAGGACUUCCAUUCCCAGAUCUCCAAGUCCCGUCAAGAUCUUGAGCAACAUUCUGUGGACACAGCCAGCACCUCGGACGCUGUCAAUUUCAUAACGUAUGUCCAGACCCUGAAGCGCAAGAUCAAGCAGUUUGAGAAAAAUGUGGAAUUGUUCCGCAAUGGGCAGCGUUUGCUUGAAAAGCAGCGAUUCCAGUUCCCGCCAUCUUGGCUUUACAUCGACAACAUUGAAGGUGAAUGGGGAGCGUUCAGUGACAUCAUGAAGCGAAAGGACACUGCCAUCCAGCAGCAGGUGGCCAACCUGCAGAUGAAGAUCGUACAAGAGGACAAAGCUGUGGAAAACCGCACCACUGACUUGCUCAAUGACUGGGAGAAGACCAAACCAGUUGCAGGUAGCCUGCGUCCAGAAGAGGCUCUGCAAUCUCUGACCAUCUAUGAGGGCAACUUUGGCCGUCUGAAGGUUGAAAGAGAGAAAUGUGCUCGUGCCAAAGAGGCCCUGGAGCUCACUGAUACUGGUCUGCUCAGUGGCAGUGAAGAGAGGGUGCAGGUGGCGCUAGAGGAGCUGCAUGACCUGAAAGAAGUGUGGUCUGAGCUGUCAAAGGUGUGGGAGCAGAUUGACCAAAUGAAAGAGCAGCCAUGGGUUUCUGUACAGCCUCGCAAGCUUCGGCAGAACCUGGAUGGUCUUCUGAACCAGCUGAAGAACUUCCAAGCCAGACUGAGACAGUACGCCUCUUAUGAAUACGUCCAGAGGCUGCUUAAAGGAUACUUGAAGGUCAACAUGUUGGUGAUUGAGCUGAAAUCCGAGGCUCUCAAGGACCGGCACUGGAAGCAGCUGAUGAAGCGCUUGCAUGUGAACUGGGUCCCGUCUGAACUGACCCUGGGACAGGUUUGGGAUGUGGAUUUGCAGAAGAAUGAGAUGGUGGUGAAGGAUGUUCUCCUGGUAGCCCAGGGGGAGAUGGCGUUGGAGGAGUUCCUUAAACAGAUCCGUGAAGUGUGGAACUCGUAUGAGCUCGACCUGGUGAACUACCAAAAUAAGUGCCGCCUGAUCAGAGGCUGGGAUGACCUCUUCAACAAAGUCAAAGAACACAUCAACAGCGUGUCUGCCAUGAAGUUGUCUCCUUACUACAAGGUGUUUGAAGAAGAUGCGCUGAGCUGGGAAGACAAACUGAAUCGCAUCAUGGCUCUGUUUGAUGUGUGGAUUGAUGUCCAGCGUCGCUGGGUGUAUCUGGAAGGAAUCUUCACCGGCAGCGCUGACAUCAAACAUCUGCUGCCUGUUGAAACCCAGAGAUUCCAGAGUAUCAGUACUGAGUUCUUGGCAUUGAUGAAGAAGGUGACGAAGUCUCCUUUGGUGAUGGAUGUGCUCAACAUACAGGGAGUUCAGAGAUCUUUGGAACGACUGGCUGACCUGCUAGGAAAGAUCCAGAAAGCCCUCGGAGAAUACCUUGAGAGGGAGAGGUCUUCAUUCCCCAGAUUCUACUUCGUUGGAGACGAAGACCUGCUUGAGAUCAUUGGCAACAGCAAGAACGUUGCUAAACUCCAGAAGCACUUCAAAAAGAUGUUUGCUGGCGUUUCAAGUAUCUUACUGAAUGAGGACAACACUGAGGUGCUUGGAAUCUCAUCCCGCGAGGGUGAGGAGGUGUUUUACAAGACGCCGGUCUCCAUCACAGAGCACCCGAAGAUCAACGAGUGGCUGACGCUGGUGGAGAAGGAGAUGAGGGUGACACUGGCCAAGCUUCUCGCCGAGUCCGUCACCGAGGUCACAGCCUUCAACACAGGCACAGCCAUCGACCUGAGCCAGUACAUCAAGUGGAUUGACUGCUACCAGGCCCAACUGGUGGUCCUGUCUGCCCAGAUCGCCUGGUCUGAGAACAUUGAGUCUGCCCUGACCACCAUCUCAGGAGGAGGAGACAUGUCACCCAUGGCGGGGGUGCUCUCAAAUGUGGAAGCCACUCUCAAUGUGUUGGCUGAUACUGUUCUGAUGGAGCAGCCUCCACUCCGCCGGAGGAAACUGGAGCACCUGAUCACCGAGUUGGUGCACCAGCGUGACGUGACCAGGACUCUGAUCAAGAAUAAGAUCGACAACCCCAAGUCCUUCGAGUGGCUCAGCCAGAUGCGCUUCUACUUCGACCCCAAGCAGACGGACGUCCUGCAACAGCUGUCCAUACAGAUGGCCAAUGCCAAGUUCAACUAUGGCUUUGAAUACUUGGGCGUUCAGGACAAGCUUGUGCAGACCCCACUAACAGAUCGCUGCUAUCUCACCAUGACCCAGGCCUUGGAGGCUCGCCUCGGCGGAUCACCAUUCGGUCCUGCCGGAACAGGAAAGACUGAAUCGGUGAAAGCCCUCGGUCACCAGCUCGGCCGCUUUGUCUUGGUCUUCAACUGCGAUGAAACAUUUGACUUUCAGGCUAUGGGCCGUAUUUUUGUGGGUCUGUGUCAAGUCGGCGCCUGGGGCUGCUUUGACGAGUUCAAUCGUCUGGAAGAGAGGAUGCUGUCUGCCGUCUCCCAGCAGGUCCAGUACAUCCAGGUGGCCUUGAGGGAACACAGCAACCCCAACAGAGACAGGAGUGUGCCGGUCAUGACGGAGCUGCUGAACAAGCAGGUGAAGGUGAGCCCAGACAUGGCCAUCUUCAUCACCAUGAACCCUGGAUACGCCGGCCGUUCCAACCUGCCCGACAAUCUGAAGAAGCUGUUCCGCAGUUUGGCCAUGACGAAGCCCGACCGUCAGCUCAUCGCCCAGGUCAUGCUCUACUCUCAGGGCUUCCGAACAGCCGAGACCCUGGCCAAGAAGAUCGUGCCCUUCUUCAAACUGUGUGACGAGCAGCUGUCAUCUCAGAGUCAUUAUGACUUUGGUCUCCGAGCCCUCAAGAGCGUCCUGAUCAGUGCCGGCAAUGUCAAGCGUGAGCGCAUACAAAGGAUCAAGAGGGAGAAGCUGGAGCGUGGAGAGAUUGUUGAUGAGAAUGACAUCGCUGAGAACCUUCCUGAACAGGAGAUCCUGAUCCAGAGUGUGUGUGAGACCAUGGUCCCCAAGUUGGUGGCUGAGGACAUCCCUCUGCUGUUUAGCCUGCUGUCAGACGUCUUCCCUGGAGUUCAGUACAUGCGCGGAGAGAUGACAGCUCUAAGGGAGGAGCUGAAGAAGGUCUGCGUGGAGAUGUACCUCACCUACGGAGACGGGGAUGAUGUCGGUAGCAUGUGGGUGGAGAAGGUGCUCCAGCUGUACCAAAUCACCCAGAUCAACCACGGUCUGAUGAUGGUGGGUCCUUCAGGCAGUGGGAAAACCAUGGCAUGGCGGGUGCUGCUCAAAGCCCUGGAGAGGCUGGAGGGGGUGGAAGGCGUGGCCCACAUAAUCGACCCCAAGGCCAUCAGCAAGGACCACCUGUACGGAACCCUGGACCCCAACACGCGUGAAUGGACGGACGGCUUGUUCACACACAUCCUCAGGAAGAUCAUUGACAAUGUUCGCGGUGAACUGCAGAAGCGUCAGUGGAUUAUCUUCGACGGUGAUGUCGAUCCAGAGUGGGUUGAGAAUCUGAACUCAGUGCUGGACGACAACAAGCUGCUCACACUGCCAAAUGGAGAGCGUCUCAGCUUACCGCCGAAUGUGCGUGUGAUGUUUGAGGUGCAGGACCUCAAGUAUGCCACCCUUGCCACCGUGUCUCGCUGUGGUAUGGUCUGGUUCAGUGAGGAUGUCCUGAGCACCGACAUGAUCUUCAACAACUUCCUGGCACGCCUUCGUAGCAUCCCAUUGGAUGAGGGAGAGGACGAAGCCCAGCGCAACAGAAAAGGCACAGAGGACGAGGAGGAAUCUGCUUCACCAAUGUUGCAGAUCCAGAGAGAUUCUGCAGCGAUCCUGCAGCCGUACUUCACCUCCACUGGCCUCGUGAUCAAGGCCUUGGAGCACGCUUCUAAGAUGGAGCACAUCAUGGACUUCACCCGCCUGCGCUGCCUGGGCUCACUCAUUUCAAUGCUGCAUCAGGCCUGCCGUAAUGUGGCUCUCUACAACAACAACCACCCCGACUUCCCCAUGCCUAUAGACCAGCUGGAAAAAUACAUGCAGAAAUAUUUGAUCUACACCGUGCUGUGGUCCUUCUCUGGUGAUGGACGGUUAAAGAUGAGGGCAGAGCUUGGAGAGUACAUUCGUCGCAUUACAACCGUGCCCCUCCCCACUGCUCCCAACGUACCCAUCAUUGACUAUGAGGUGUGCAUCUCAGGUGAGUGGCAGUCCUGGCAAGGCAAGGUGCCCCAGAUUGAAGUAGAAACCCACAAGGUGGCGUCUCCGGAUGUCGUGGUUCCUACCCUGGACACGGUUCGCCAUGAAGCUUUGCUCUACACGUGGCUGGCAGAGCACAAGCCCCUGGUGCUGUGUGGACCUCCCGGCUCUGGAAAGACCAUGACUCUGUUCAGCGCCCUCAGGGCUUUGCCUGAUAUGGAGGUUGUUGGUCUGAACUUCUCCAGUGCCACCACCCCAGAGCUGCUGCUGAAGACCUUUGACCACUACUGCGAGUACCGCCGCACCCCCAACGGUGUCGUCCUCGCCCCCGUCCAGCUGGGCAAGUGGCUGGUGUUGUUCUGUGAUGAGAUCAAUCUGCCAGACAUGGACAAGUACGGCACACAGAGAGUCAUCUCCUUCCUCAGACAGAUGGUUGAGCAUGGAGGAUUUUAUCGCACAUCAGACCAGACUUGGGUCAAACUGGAGAGAAUCCAGUUUGUUGGAGCCUGCAAUCCUCCCACUGACCCUGGCAGAAAGCCUCUCACACACAGGUUCCUGCGUCAUGUUCCUGUGGUGUAUGUGGACUAUCCAGGCCCCGCGUCUCUUACCCAGAUUUAUGGAACCUUUAAUCGUGCCAUGCUGCGUCUUAUCCCAUCUCUACGAACCUAUGCUGAACCUCUUACUGCUGCAAUGGUUGAGUUCUACACCAUGUCUCAGGAGCGGUUCACCCAGGACAUUCAGCCUCAUUACAUUUACUCUCCCAGAGAGAUGACCCGCUGGGUAAGAGGCGUCUUUGAGGCCCUGCGGCCACUAGAAACUCUCCCUGUGGAGGGGCUGCUCCGGAUCUGGGCGCACGAGGCUCUCCGUCUCUUCCAGGAUAGGCUUGUCGGUGAUGAUGAGAGAAGGUGGACAGAUGAAAACAUUGACAUGGUUGCUCUUAAACACUUCCCCAACAUUGAUAAGGAGAAGGCCCUCAACAGGCCCAUCCUGUACAGCAACUGGCUCUCCAAGGACUACAUCCCAGUGGAGCAGGAGGAGCUGAGGGACUACGUGAAGGCCCGUCUGAAGGUCUUCUAUGAGGAAGAGCUGGACGUCCCUCUGGUGCUCUUCAAUGAGGUGCUGGACCACGUUCUCCGAAUUGACCGAAUCUUCCGUCAGCCUCAGGGCCAUCUCCUGUUAAUUGGUGUAAGUGGAGCAGGAAAGACCACACUUUCUCGCUUUGUCGCCUGGAUGAACGGAUUGAGUGUCUACCAGAUCAAGGUGCACAGGAAAUACACCGGUGAAGACUUUGACGAAGACCUCCGUACGGUGCUCCGUCGCUCAGGUUGCAAGAAUGAAAAGAUUGCUUUCAUCAUGGAUGAAUCAAAUGUGCUGGAUUCUGGGUUCCUUGAGAGGAUGAACACACUGCUGGCCAACGGAGAGGUUCCUGGCCUGUUUGAGGGAGAUGAAUACGCCACCCUGAUGACUCAAUGUAAGGAGGGAGCCCAGAAAGAAGGCCUGAUGCUUGAUACUCACGAGGAGCUGUACAAAUGGUUCACCAGCCAAGUUAUCAGAAACCUCCAUGUGGUUUUCACCAUGAACCCGUCGUCAGAGGGCCUGAAGGACAGGGCUGCCACAUCUCCUGCCCUCUUCAAUAGGUGUGUGCUGAACUGGUUUGGAGACUGGUCCACAGAGGCCCUUUAUCAGGUGGGUAAAGAAUUCACCAGCAAGAUGGACCUGGAGAAGCCCAACUACAAGGUGCCAGAUUACAUGCCCAUCGUUUACGACAAGCUCCCCCAGCCACCGUCUCACCGUGAAGCCAUCGUCAACGGCUGUGUAUUCGUACAUCAGACUCUUCACCAGGCUAAUAACCGCCUGGCAAAGCGCGGUGGUCACACCAUGGCAAUUACUCCUCGCCACUACCUCGACUUCAUCAACCAGUACGCCAACCUCUUCAAUGAGAAACGGAGUGAGUUAGAGGAGCAGCAGAUGCACCUUAACGUGGGUCUCCGCAAAAUCAAGGAAACCGUCGAUCAGGUGGAGGAACUUCGUCGUGAUCUGAGAAUCAAGAGCCAGGAGCUGGAGGCAAAGAACGCUGCUGCUAAUGACAAGCUGAAGAAAAUGGUGAAAGACCAGCAGGAAGCUGAGAAGAAAAAGGUGAUGAGCCAGGAGAUCCAGGAAGCCGUGUACAAGCAGCAGGAGGUGAUCAAGGACAAACAGCUGAGUGUCACACAGGACUUGGACCAGGUGGAGCCGGCUGUUAUCGAAGCUCAGAAUGCUGUUAAGUCUAUUAAGAAGCAGCAUCUGGUGGAGGUCCGUUCCAUGGCUAAUCCACCUGCAGCCGUCAAAUUGGCCCUGGAGUCCAUUUGCUUGCUCUUGGGUGAAAGCACAACUGACUGGAAGCAGAUCCGUUCCAUCAUCAUGAGGGAGAACUUCAUCCCUACCAUUGUUAACUUCUCUGCUGAAGAAAUCAGCGACUCCAUUCGUGAUAAGAUGAAGAAGAACUACAUGUCUAACCCAAGCUACAACUACGACCAGGUCAACAGGGCGUCUCUGGCUUGUGGACCUAUGGUGAAAUGGGCCAUUGCUCAGCUCAACUAUGCCGACAUGCUGAAGCGUGUGGAGCCUCUGCGUAAUGAACUUCAGAAGCUCGAGGAUGAUGCGACAGACAAUAAGACUAAGGCAGAGGAGGUGGAGCAGAUGAUCAAGGACCUGGAGGCCAGCAUUGCCCGCUACAAGGAGGAGUACGCCGUCCUGAUCUCUGAGGCCCAGGCCAUCAAGGCCGAUCUCGCUGCAGUCGAGGCAAAGGUGAAUCGCAGCACAGCCUUGUUGAAGAGUCUGUCGGCUGAAAGAGAGCGCUGGGAGAAGACCAGCGAGACAUUCAAGAACCAGAUGUCCACCAUUGCAGGGGACUGUCUCCUCUCUGCAGCUUUCAUUAGUUAUGCUGGCUACUUUGAGCAGCAGAUGAGGCAGAACCUGUUUACGACAUGGUCUCAUCACCUACAGCAAGCCAACAUUCAGUUCCGUACAGACAUCGCGAGGACCGAGUAUCUGUCGAAUGCGGAUGAGCGGCUCCGUUGGCAGGCCAACUCCCUCCCAGCUGACGACCUCUGUACUGAAAACGCCAUCAUGCUCAAACGGUUCAACAGGUACCCGCUGAUAAUCGAUCCAUCCGGCCAAGCCACAGAGUUCAUAAUGAAUGAAUACAAGGAACGCAAGAUCACCAGAACCAGCUUCCUGGAUGACUCCUUCAGGAAGAACCUGGAGAGUGCUUUGCGUUUUGGAAACCCUCUGCUGGUCCAGGAUGUGGAAAGCUACGACCCCAUCUUAAACCCAGUGCUAAACAGAGAGGUGCGUAGGACUGGAGGACGUGUCCUCAUCACCCUCGGAGACCAGGACAUUGAUCUCUCCCCUUCAUUUGUCAUCUUCCUCUCCACUCGUGACCCAACGGUUGAAUUCCCACCAGACUUGUGCUCUCGUGUUACCUUUGUCAACUUCACGGUGACACGCAGCAGCCUCCAGAGCCAGUGCCUCAACGAGGUCCUGAAGGCUGAGAGGCCUGACGUGGAUGAGAAACGAUCUGAUCUCCUCAAACUGCAGGGCGAGUUCCAGCUGCGUCUGCGUCAGUUGGAAAAAUCCCUCUUGCAGGCCCUCAACGAGGUCAAGGGUCGCAUCCUCGACGAUGACACCAUCAUCACCACACUGGAGAAUCUGAAGAAGGAGGCGGCUGAGGUGACCAGGAAGGUGGAGGAGACGGAUAUCAUCAUGGCUGAGGUGGAGGCCGUGUCCCAGCAAUACCUGUCCCUGUCGUCCGCCUGCAGCAGCAUCUACUUCACCAUGGAGGCGCUCAACCUGAUGCACUUCCUGUACCAGUACUCUCUUCACUUCUUCUUGGACACAUACCACACAGUUCUGUAUGAGAACCCCAACCUCAAAGGCAUCACCGAUCACUCGCAGAGACUCGCUGUCAUCACCAAGGACCUUUUCCAGGUGGCAUUCAACAGAGUCGCCAGGGGAAUGCUGCACCACGACCACAUCACCUUUGCCAUGCUGCUGGCUAAGAUCAGCCUGAAGGGCAUGACCAGUGAGCCAUCAUAUGAUACAGAAUUCCAGCACUUCCUGCGAGGUAAGGAGAUUGUACUGACAGGAAUGGCACUGCCCAAAGUGAAGGGUCUGACCAACGACCAGUGCGAGGCCAUGGUCCGACUCAGCCGCCUGCCGGCGUUCAAGGACCUGGUGGGCAAAGUUGAGGCUGACGAGCAAUUCUUCAUGUGGAUUGAGAGCAACACUCCAGACCUGGCUGUUCCAUAUCUGUGGUCAGAGGAGAAGCAGUCAACUACCAUUGGUCAGGCCGUGCACCAGCUGUUGCUGAUCCAGGCCUUCCGUCCGGACCGUUUGCUGGCCAUGUCCCACAUCUUCGUCUCCAAGGUGCUGGGAGAAACCUUCAUGAACAUCAUUGAGCAGCCUCUUGAUCUGGCUCAUAUCGUGGACAGUGAGGUGAAGCCCAGCACUCCGGUGCUGAUGUGUUCUGUACCGGGUUACGAUGCCAGCGGGCUGGUCAGAGAUCUGGCUGCUGAGGAGAACAAACAAAUCACCUCCAUUUCUAUCGGGUCGGCUGAAGGUUUCAAUAAGGCUGACAGAGACAUCAACACCGCUGUCAAGUCUGGCAGGUGGGUGAUGCUGGAGAAUGUCCACCUGGCUCCUGGUUGGCUCAUGCAGCUGGAGAAGAAGCUCCACUCUAUGCAGCCUCAUGCCAGCUUCAGACUUUUCCUCACGAUGGAGAUCAACCCCAAGGUACCUGUGAAUCUGCUUCGUGCUGGUCGUAUCUUCGUGUUUGAACCCCCUCCUGGUGUCAAGGCCAACAUGCUGAGGACCUUCAGCAGCAUCCCAGUGGCUCGCAUGUGCAAGGCUCCCAACGAACGUGCUCGUCUCUACUUCCUGCUGGCUUGGUUCCAUGCAGUCAUCCAAGAGCGCCUGCGUUACGCUCCACUCGGUUGGUCCAAGAAAUAUGAGUUUGGAGAGUCGGACCUUCGCUCUGCCUGUGACACCAUCGACACCUGGUUGGAUGACACCGCUAAGGGCCGCCAGAACAUCGCACCAGACAAGAUCCCCUGGGCGGCUCUGAAGACACUGAUGGCCCAGUCCAUCUACGGCGGUCGCGUUGACAACGAGUUUGACCAGCGCCUGCUCAUCACAUUCCUCGAACGCAUCUUCACCAAGGCAAGCUUUGACAGCGAGUUCAAACUGGCUUUCAAGGUUGACGGACACAAGGACAUCAAGAUGCCCGACGGCAUUCGGCGUGAGGAGUUCAUGCACUGGGUGGAGAUGCUUCCUGACACUCAGACUCCGUCAUGGCUGGGGUUGCCUAGCAACGCUGAGAAGGUCUUGCUCACCACUCAGGGAACUGACAUGAUGGGUAAGAUGCUGAAAAUGCAGAUGUUGGAGGAUGAGGAUGACCUUGCCUAUGAGACUGAGAAGAAGGAGCGCGCGUCGUCCACCUCUGACGCCCAGCCGGCCUGGAUGAGGACCCUCCACACCACCGCCUGCAACUGGCUGCAGCUUAUGCCACAGAUGGUUAACCCACUUAAACGCACGGUGGAGAACAUCAAGGAUCCGCUGUUCCGCUUCUUUGAGCGUGAAGUUAAGAUGGGUGGCAAGAUGCUCCAGGAGGUCCGUCAGGAUCUGACUGAUGUGGUACAAGUCUGCCAGGGCAAGAAGAAGCAGACCAACGACCUGCGCACACUCAUUAGUGACCUUGUCAAAGGAAUCCUCCCUCGCAGCUGGUGCCGCUACACAGUCCCAGUCUCCAUGACGGUGAUCCAGUGGGUGGCAGAUUUCAGUGAGCGGAUCAAACAGCUGCAGCAGAUCUCCCAGGCAGCCGCCAGUGGGGGUGCAAAAGAACUCAAGAACAUCCACGUGUGCCUGGGCAGCCUGUUUGUCCCAGAGGCGUACAUUACCGCCACUCGCCAGUAUGUGGCACAAGCCAACAGCUGGUCCCUGGAGGAGCUGUGUCUGGAGGUCAACGCCACCACCGCCCAGGGGGCUGUGCUGGAUGCUUGCAGCUUCGGCAUCAAAGGUCUGAAACUGCAGGGAGCUACCUGUGCCAACAACAAGCUGUCUCUUUCCACGUCCAUCUCCACUGAGCUGCCUCUGACUCAGCUCCGCUGGAUCAAGCAAGGCAACGCAGAAAAGAGACACCAGGUAACUCUGCCCGUGUAUCUUAACUUCACCCGGUCGGACCUCAUCUUCACCGUUGACUUCGACAUCGCCACCAAGGAAGAUCCACACAACUUCUAUGAGCGUGGAGUUGCUAUUCUGUGCACGGAAUAAAUAUAACCAAGUCAUUCCUAGGCUAAAAAGUCUAAAAAAAAAAAAAUCAGUUAAUCACUUUCAUUAUCGUCAAUGUAUUAGUAGUUUUAGCCUGUUGUAUUCCAUGAUGAAAUUGGAUUAGUUAUAACAUGAGCCAUUCAUAGGGGGUUGAGGAAGUGACUUAGAAGGUGAAAAGAAGGUUGUCAGGUGUCGAAUGAAAGGAUGUCAAGUGUUGAAUGAAAGGAAAGUAUGUGGGGAAAAAGGAAAGUUGGAAUUAAAAUGUUAUAAAAGAUGGAUGCUUUUAGUAUGAAUAAAAGUGAUUGGAAUCAACAACAUG
Cololabis saira (Pacific saury) is the source of this 14353-nucleotide messenger RNA. RefSeq names its product dynein, cytoplasmic 1, heavy chain 1 (gene dync1h1). NCBI's taxonomy places the organism in Eukaryota, Metazoa, Chordata, Actinopteri, Beloniformes, Belonidae. Bases 115 to 14037 code for a protein of 4640 amino acids. The transcript has 78 exons. Gene Ontology annotation, biological process: microtubule-based movement. The record is from RefSeq and is a predicted model, not a curated record. Gene Ontology annotation, cellular component: dynein complex. Gene Ontology annotation, molecular function: dynein intermediate chain binding; ATP hydrolysis activity; dynein light intermediate chain binding.